Molecule: messenger RNA, 1878 nt
Organism: Patella vulgata (common limpet)
Lineage: Eukaryota; Metazoa; Mollusca; Gastropoda; Patellidae
Product: leucine-rich repeat-containing protein 9
Exons: 13
Coding region: 206-1840 (544 amino acids)
Molecular function (GO): protein binding
Source: RefSeq, a predicted model, not a curated record
CUGCGCUUCAGUAUGGCGGUAACAAUGCCGAAGUGUGGAUAGGUGUCAUUUUUUCAAUGUAACAGUGUUGAGUGUGUAGAUCUUGUGGCUUUCGUAUUCGAGAUAAACAUUUUGAAAGAACAUGUUAGUAUAAGUUGUUUAGAUGUGGUACAUUUUCAUCUAAUUUCUUUAUUGAAAUCGCAACAUACCAUCACUGAUUGCAGACAUGUCAAAUACUGAAACCGGAAGUGAUACAAUGGAUGUUGAAUCCCUGUCUGAGAAGUACAGAGAACCAUUUUUACAAUCAAUACCACAUCGAGUGGAAGAAAAACAUCAUGGUCCAAAAAACUUUUAUAAUUAUACAGCUAAAGAUCAAGAAAUUAUACGUGAAGUUUGUGUCAACAAUGGAAUCAACUUUAAUAGAGUCUUUAAUGAUGAUCAGUCACUGGAAGUUUUAGAGAUGUUCUUCUCUGGUUUUCCUCAAAUGAUUGGUUUAAAUCAUUUUCCAAACUUACAAAGUCUAACAAUUAUAGGGCAGUCCAUACAGCGAAUUGAAGGCUUGACUAUUCUCCAAAAUUUGCAACAGCUGUGGUUGUGUGAGUGUGAAAUCACGAAAAUUGAAAACAUUGAUCAUUUGAAAAAGCUGAAAAAAUUAUACCUGUAUUCUAAUCAGAUUAAGAAGAUAGAAAAUAUAAAAACAUUGAAUAAUCUAGAAGUUCUUUGGUUGAACAAUAACCACAUUGAAAAUAUUGAGAAUAUUUCAACUUUAUGGAAAUUGUCUGAAUUGAAUUUAGCUGAAAAUAGGAUUAGAAUAAUUGGACAUUGUCUAGAUGCUAAUACCCAUUUAAGAGAAGUUAAUUUGUCUGGUAAUCCUAUUACCUCUUUAAAGGACAUUACCAAUUUAGUGAGAUUACCUAAACUGGUGAAUAUAAGUUUUAAAGAUCCCCAGUAUGAAGCAUCACCAGUCAGUAUUUUAUGUAAUUAUUCUACUCAUGUGUUAUAUCAUCUACCGUAUAUUCAACGACUUGAUACAUUUGAUGUGUCAAUUCAACAUCUGGCAGAAAUCGCUGAGUCAACAGUAUCAAAGAAGAAGAUGUACUAUAAUAUGAGAAUGAAAGCUAUUCAUUGUAAUUUAUCCAGUGUUAAAAAUAGAUUAGAGAAAUAUCGUGAUCUAUUAUUAGAAUUCCCUCAGAAAAGAAUUUUGAAUCUUGUUAAUACAAUAAAAGAGUUAGAAAGGGAAGAAGAAAUACAGGUAAUGUCAGCAGAUAUAAACAGUGAAACAGAAAGUGAACGAGACGCUAAAUUUUUAAAGAAUAUCACAGAGAAUACUGGUACAAAAUCCAUAGUACAGAAAACACAAGAGUUAAAAAAACGACGAAAACAGUGGGAAAAAAAAUGUGUUGAAAUUGGUCGCUCUUGUCUGGAAGCUGUAGAUAGAGUUGUAUACCAGUCAGAGAAUCUUAUUAAUCGUUUGAUAAUAGAACUUGAGACAGGUGGUAAUGUUAGAUUUGAGGAUGGAUCAGCAAUAGAUACAUGGUUUAGUUCCUGUCAAGAUCUAGUUUUAUCCAGAUUUUGUGCUGCUGAUUAUAGAGAGAAAGGCAUUGUAGGAAUUAAGAUACAUCAAAUAGUUCGAAUACAUCAUCGAUUGUUACGGAUUCAGUUUGACAACAAACUAGAAGAUAUGACAGAAGAUAAAAAUACUGAAGAUUUUUUGUCAACGAAACCAACUUGUUUUAAGAAAAAUUUGGAGUAUUUAUUUUGGAUGUGGAAUCCAAGCUCUGUGGGUGGAUUAAAGGAACCAUAUCAAGUUUUAGAAGAAGGUUUUAGUGAUGCUGAUACAUAUCAAGUAAAUGGAAUUUAAACGGAAUUUCCUUUGUUUGUCCUCCGCCUUUUAAAGAA